Molecule: messenger RNA, 285 nt
Organism: Knipowitschia caucasica
Lineage: Eukaryota; Metazoa; Chordata; Actinopteri; Gobiiformes; Gobiidae
Source: the annotation of a GenBank genome assembly
AUGGGGGGGGCUGGUGACGGGAGAGUUUGGUUGUGGCAAUUCAUAGGCGGGGGUGUUUGGGUGGUCGGGUUGGAGGCCGGUGUGGUCUUUCUGGCGGGAAUGUGUAGGGGUCUGGAGGAAGUGUUGGGUGUUUUGGGUUGUUUGUUGAGGGCAGCUUUUGGGGGUCGAGUGGUGUUUGUUGGCGUUCUGUUUGAAGGGGGAGGGCUUGGGUGGUGGGAGGCUGGCCCAGCUUGUCGUAUGGCUUGGGGUGGGGGGGACCUCGUGUCGGGGGGUUUGGGGUGCUGA